Molecule: messenger RNA, 1942 nt
Organism: Marmota flaviventris (yellow-bellied marmot)
Lineage: Eukaryota; Metazoa; Chordata; Mammalia; Rodentia; Sciuridae
Gene: Sox9
Product: SRY-box transcription factor 9
Biological process (GO): negative regulation of transcription by RNA polymerase II; morphogenesis of an epithelium; heart development
Cellular component (GO): nucleus
Molecular function (GO): RNA polymerase II cis-regulatory region sequence-specific DNA binding; DNA-binding transcription factor activity, RNA polymerase II-specific
Source: RefSeq, a predicted model, not a curated record
GAGCCGAGAGCCGAGCUCGGAACUGACUGCAAACUUCAGUGGCGCGGCGACUCACCAGUUUCACCCCGGGAACUUUCCUUUGCAGGAGGAGAAGCGAAGGGGUGCAAGUGCCCCACUUUUGCUUUCUUCCCCUUCUCCUCUUCUUCUUCAAUUCGUCUUCCCCAUUUGGAGCGGGCAGCUGCGGACCCGCCACCCAGCGCCUAGCUAAGUGCUCGCUGCUGCAGCCAGGUGACGCGCCAAGCUUCUUGGGAGCCGCUCGCUCCGCGUCCGCGUCCGGGCAGCCGAGGGGAGAGGAGCCCGCGCCUCGAGUCCCCGAGCCGCCGCGGCUUCUCGCCUUUCCCGGCCUCCCGCCCCCUGCCCCGGGCCUGCGUAUGAAUCUCCUGGACCCCUUCAUGAAGAUGACCGACGAGCAGGAGAAGGGCCUGUCCGGCGCUCCCAGCCCCACCAUGUCCGAGGACUCGGCUGGCUCGCCCUGCCCAUCAGGCUCCGGCUCCGACACCGAGAACACGCGGCCCCAGGAAAACACAUUCCCCAAGGGCGAGCCGGACCUGAAGAAGGAAAGCGAAGAGGACAAGUUCCCUGUGUGCAUCCGCGAGGCGGUCAGCCAGGUGCUCAAGGGCUACGACUGGACCCUGGUGCCCAUGCCGGUACGCGUCAACGGCUCCAGCAAGAACAAACCGCACGUCAAGCGGCCCAUGAACGCCUUUAUGGUGUGGGCGCAGGCGGCGCGCAGGAAGCUGGCCGACCAGUACCCGCACCUGCACAACGCGGAGCUCAGCAAGACGCUGGGCAAGCUCUGGAGACUGCUCAACGAGAGCGAGAAGCGGCCCUUCGUGGAGGAAGCAGAGCGGCUACGCGUGCAGCACAAGAAGGACCACCCGGACUACAAGUACCAGCCACGGCGGAGGAAGUCGGUGAAAAAUGGGCAGGCCGAGGCCGAGGAGGCCACGGAGCAGACGCACAUUUCUCCCAACGCCAUCUUCAAGGCGCUGCAGGCCGACUCACCGCACUCCUCCUCGGGCAUGAGCGAAGUGCAUUCCCCUGGUGAGCACUCGGGUCAAUCGCAGGGCCCACCGACUCCACCCACCACCCCCAAAACCGACGUGCAGCCGGGCAAGGCUGACCUGAAGCGAGAGGGGCGCCCCCUGCCAGAGGGAGGCAGACAGCCCCCCAUCGACUUCCGUGAUGUGGACAUCGGCGAGCUGAGUAGCGAUGUCAUCUCCAACAUUGAGACCUUCGAUGUCAAUGAAUUUGACCAGUACCUGCCGCCCAAUGGCCACCCGGGGGUGCCGGCCACGCAUGGCCAGGUCACCUACACCGGCAGCUAUGGUAUCAGCAGCACCGCAGCGACAUCCGCCGGCGCCGGCCACGGGUGGAUGUCCAAGCAGCAGGCACCACCGCCGCCCCCGCAGCAGCCCCCGCAGGCCCCUCAAGCCCCCCAGGCACCCCCGCAGCAGCAGGCGGCGCCCCCACAGCAGCAGGCAGCGCCCCCACAGCAGCAGCAGGCGCAUACGCUGACCACGCUGAGCAGCGAGCCGGGGCAGUCCCAGAGAACCCACAUCAAGACGGAGCAGCUGAGCCCCAGCCACUACAGCGAGCAGCAGCAGCACUCGCCGCAGCAGAUCGCUUACAGCCCUUUCAACCUCCCUCACUACAGCCCCUCCUACCCGCCCAUCACCCGCUCGCAGUACGACUACACCGACCACCAGAACUCGGGCUCCUACUACAGCCACGCAGCGGGCCAGGGCUCUGGUCUCUACUCCACCUUCACCUACAUGAACCCCGCCCAGCGCCCCAUGUACACACCCAUUGCCGACACCUCGGGGGUCCCGUCCAUCCCGCAGACCCACAGCCCUCAGCACUGGGAACAACCCGUCUACACACAGCUCACCAGACCAUAAGGAGACCUUAAACAAAGGGCGAUGAUGGCCGAGAUGAUCAU